AUGCCUUCCGGCCUAGCCGGGUAUAGACGAGCAAGAGAUGACAGUUCUGAUGAGUCUUCUAGCUUCUCAGACAAGCAUAGAAUUAAAAGAGCUCGCCAGGACGACGAUAGUGAUUCUUUUUCUUCCUGGGGAAGCGACGUUUGGAGAGAGGUUGUUCUUACAGAGGAGAGGUCUCGGAACGCUCCGGAGUCAUCACAACUGACUCGGAAUAAAGAGGAUCACGAAUUCACCCAAGAUAGACUUGUCUCUAGGGAAUCUCAGGGUGAUAAAGACUCAUCUUCGGAGGAAUCGUCGGAGGAAUCUUCGGAGAACGAAGGAGUCGAGUUGACGGAUAAUGACUCUGAUUCUUUAGGAGAUAAGCAACUUUCGGUUUCUUUCGAUAGCUCGGAGGAAGAUUUAGAGUAG
This is a messenger RNA of Penicillium hordei, 405 nucleotides long. RefSeq lists its product as uncharacterized. NCBI's taxonomy places the organism in Eukaryota, Fungi, Ascomycota, Eurotiomycetes, Eurotiales, Aspergillaceae. The record is from RefSeq and is a predicted model, not a curated record. Bases 1 to 405 code for a protein of 134 amino acids. The transcript has a single exon.